AUAAAUAAUAAAAUAUUUUUAUUUAAAAAUUUAAAAUUAAUAAAAAAUAAUUGUAAAUUAAUAAAAUUUAAAAAUAAAAAAUUAUCAUUAACUAAAAAAAAAAUAUUUUCUAAAAUAUUAAAAAAUUUAGGAAUUUUAAAUAUAUUUUAA
Molecule: messenger RNA, 150 nt
Organism: Babesia microti strain RI
Lineage: Eukaryota; Apicomplexa; Aconoidasida; Piroplasmida; Babesiidae
Source: the annotation of a RefSeq genome assembly